AGGCUGCGCCCGCACCACGGGGGAGGCCGCCCGAAGGCCCGACGGGCGGCGGCGGACCUGCACCGGGGCAGGCGCCCGCGCGAUGGCCGCCCGGGGGGCGCCCGCGGGCGGCGCCCCGCCACGUGAGUUUGUGGACGUGCUGUGGGACAUCGGCGAGAGGCGGUGCUGCGACGAGGUGACCGUCCGAUACGACUGCGGCCACGCGUUCCACGCGGAGGUCUGGGCGAAGACUUUGCCCAAGACCCGCGAGUACGGCGCGUGGGAGGCCGAGCGGAGGCGCUUCAUGGAGCACAGCAUUUUCGCGCUGACGAAGGACCCCUCUGCUCUGAUGGUGCAAAUCACCGUGCACGAGGGCCGCUGCCGCCAUUGCGGCCGUGGCCAGCGGCACAUGCUCACCCUGGGCCGGCACCAGAUGGACCUCGCCAAGGAGCGCACCGCGCGGCGGCUGGAGCUGCCGCUGUCCAGCCACACUUUCUUGUCCGCGGUGGGCCAGGUCUGCCAGCUGCCCGACAGCAUCACGCUGCCGGCGCAGGCGAGCACCAUCAAACUGAGCGACGGCGACAAGCUGAGCGAUGGGCCGCAGUGGACGAGGCGGGAGGUGGAGGACGAGCUGAGGGCGGUCCUUCGGAAGUACGUCUGCGCCGCGACGGUGGUGCUCCUCUGCGCCAUCGCGCAGCUCACCUACCUGCUCCUGCUCCGCCUGAGGCCGCUGUCUGGCGCGGGCGCCCUCGAGCCCGAGCUCGCCGGCGGCGGCGCCAGCGCCGAGGGCCCAGGCGCCGCCGGGGCCGCGAGCGCGUGGGGGCUGGCCGCCAGGAAUUGGACCCUCGGCUCCCUGGAGGCGGGGCUGGCGAACUCCACGUGGGCGCUCUCGGCCAUGACGGCCUCUGUGCACCAGGCCUUCGGCCUGGCCGGGGACGGCGCCGAGGGCGCCCCUCUGCUGUGGUCGGUGCUCGUGCGCCCGGUCUGGCUGGUCGUCUCGGUGCUGUUGGCGCCCGUGCUGUGGGCGAUGGAGGUGGUGAUCGCCAUCCCGCGCUUCGUCGUGGUGGACAUUUGCUCUACGGUGCUGCGGCAGCUCGUCGCGCGCCCGCUCGGCUGGCUCUGUGGGAUGCUGGUCAGAGUCCUCCACGGCGCGGUGGUCUUCAUCAUCCAGUGCGUCUUCGCGCAGCCGACGGCCGUCAUCGCGCACAUCCCCAUGACCAACCCCAUCGAUGACCGCCGCGCUCUCGCUGCUGGUGGCGGCGCUGUCGGCCCCGCAGCCGCUGAGCCUGUCCUUCCCCAGCGUCUGCGCCGACCUGCCCGGGCUCGAGCUGGCGCGCGGGCUCCGCGCCUCCGUGGCCGAGUCCAAGCGCCUGGGGCCCCUCGUGCGCCGGCUGCACUCCGCGUGGAGGUCGGCGCGCAAGGAUCAAAGGCCGGGCUGAAGGGGAUCCCGACCAGCCGGGGCCAGAAGGACGCGGGCCGAGGGGCCGACCGCAAGCCGGACGCCCCCGGGCGGCCCGACAGGCCCCAGGUGGUGAAGCAGGACAGCAAGGCGCCGCUCGGCGGCGCAGCCGCGGAGAAGAUGUCGGCGCCCGCCUGCUUCGUCUGCUUGGAUCGACCUUCCCGGUACGUCCUGGAGCCGUGCGGCCACAGGGUCGUGUGCAGCGAGUGCGCGGUGCAGCUGGUGGAGGCUGCUGCGCGGAACCGCUCCCUGGAACAGGCCUCCGGCGGCGGCGGCCACCACUCGGAGCGGGGCGGCGCCUGCCCGAACUGCGGCACGGCCGUCGCGCGCGCCGUGCGGCUCUUCUCCUGAGGCGCGGCCGGCGCGGUGGCGGCGCGGCUGCCCGAGGCCCUCGGGGGCCCUGGGCGGCCCGGAGGGCGCGCGCGCGCGUUGGCGCUGGCCGGGGUGCCCUCGGGGGCGCCGGCCGGGGUGCCCUCGGGGUGCCCUCCUUUGCGGCUCUCCCUCCAGACCCCCGGCGUCGUGAGGUCUGGGUUUGCGGCUCCCCCCUUCUCCCUCGGCAAGGGGAGGGGCGCUGGAUUUCUGGGCAGCGGGGAGCCCCUGCUCACCUCGCACCUCCUCGCUGCGACCCCCCAGAGGCAGAUGCAGCCUCGGACGCCCUCCACGACCAGCCAGGAGGGCGUUGCGGCAUCCAGGGGGCAUUUCGGCUUCCAUGGCGGCGCUCAAAAGAGGCCAGGCUUCCUCCUCCUCCUCCUCCUCCUCCU
Messenger RNA from Prorocentrum cordatum, 2199 nucleotides. NCBI's taxonomy places the organism in Eukaryota, Dinophyceae, Prorocentrales, Prorocentraceae. The record is from the annotation of a GenBank genome assembly.